AUGACCCAGUUAUUCGCCUCGAGUCCCCCGGCGAUGACAACUGACAAGACGAACGAGAAGCGCGGGAAUUUCCCGGGCCUGUCCCUGCCGUCCCGCAAACACUCCGCCGAGUCGGCCCAUUUGCCGACAAGAAUCAAGAACUUCUUUCGCAUCAACAGUUCCAGCAGCCAUUCCUCCGCCAACAGCCCGGGCAGCAGUCAUGAACGAGAACGCGAAAAGGAAGGCCCUACCGCCAGUCCGUCCAAAUUGGAAUCCAAAUCGCCUUUCCGGCAGUCUCGCUUCCUCCCCGCCAUUGGUCGCAAUCGCUCAACAACGGUUGCCAGCGAGGGCAACCCUCUGGAUGAUGGUGUCUCACCGACCGCUACAGCGAACCCAUACUUUGCCCACCAGGGCCAGCCGGCGUUGCGACACCGGAAUGAAGGCUCUGUCCCCUCCUCACCUCCUGAUACACCCGAGUUGCAGGUCGACGGGGUCUCGGCGGUGGAGCAGGCCACCACCGCCAACAAGGAGGAAUUAGCACGGAAACUGCGACGUGUCGCGUCGGCUCCCAAUGCCCAGGGCAUGUUCGUCAGUGGCCAGGGCGACGGGCGGCCUCAGACGGCUGAUAUUGGCAAGGAGCCUCUCGUGGAACAUCCAGGUCCCAUUCCCAAGAUCAGCCUGGCUGCUUCGAGGAGCGAAAAGACCGCCGCUGUCUCGGCCAUUCCUUCCGCCGCAUCGGAAAGUAAUCUCGGAAGCGAUCUCAACAGUCUCUCGUUCCGUCGAACCUACAGCUCAAAUUCUAUCAAAGUCCGCAAUGUGGAAGUGGGGCCGGCCAGUUUUGAUAAGAUCAAGUUGAUCGGCAAGGGUGAUGUCGGGAAAGUCUACCUGGUGCGCGAGAAGAAGUCUAGCCGCCUCUAUGCCAUGAAGGUCCUGAGCAAGAAGGAAAUGAUCAAGCGCAACAAGAUCAAGCGUGCUUUAGCCGAACAAGAGAUUCUGGCUACGAGCAAUCAUCCAUUCAUCGUCACCCUCUACCACUCUUUCCAAUCAGAAGAUUAUCUGUAUCUCUGCAUGGAGUACUGCAGUGGUGGCGAGUUCUUCAGAACCCUGCAAACUCGCCCUGGAAAGACCAUCUCCGAGGACGCUGCCCGAUUCUACGCUGCUGAGGUGACUGCUGCAUUGGAGUAUCUCCAUCUCAUGGGAUUCAUCUAUCGCGACUUAAAACCAGAGAACAUUCUCCUUCACCAGUCCGGCCAUAUCAUGCUUUCAGAUUUCGAUCUCUCGAAACAAUCCGGACCCGGAGGAGCACCGACCAUGAUUCCGGCACGAAACGGCGGUAACUCGACUACCUCGCUGCCCACCAUUGACACCAAGUCCUGCAUUGCCGACUUCCGUACGAAUUCGUUUGUCGGCACGGAAGAGUAUAUCGCACCCGAAGUGAUCAAGGGCUGCGGCCACACCAGCGCUGUCGAUUGGUGGACGCUGGGUAUCUUGAUCUACGAGAUGCUGUACGGCACCACGCCUUUCAAGGGCAAGAACCGAAAUGCCACGUUCGCGAGCAUCUUGCGAGACGAGGUGUCAUUCCCCGACUCCAACACGCAACAGACCUCCGCGCUAUGCAAGUCCCUGAUUCGCAAACUGCUGAUCAAGGACGAGACCAAGCGUCUCGGUGCCCGUGCUGGGGCCAGUGACGUGAAGACGCACGCGUUCUUCCGGACGACCCAGUGGGCACUGAUUCGUCACAUGAAGCCGCCCAUGAUCCCGCACCAGGGCCGCGCCGGCACAGACACGGUCAACUUCCGCAAUGUCAAGGAGAGUGGCAGCGUGGAUAUUGGCGGCACCAGCACGACCAAGAUGAAGGGCGUGCCGCUAGACUCGGGCAUGGUGACUCCGAAUGGCGAGCUCAAUGAUCCGUUUGAGGAGUUCAACAGCGUCACUCUCCACCACGAGGGAGACAUGUAA
Messenger RNA from Penicillium lagena, 1938 nucleotides. Its product is annotated as putative serine/threonine protein kinase (Nrc-2). The transcript has 2 exons. Gene Ontology annotation, biological process: protein phosphorylation. The coding region runs from base 1 to 1938 and encodes 645 amino acids. Gene Ontology annotation, molecular function: protein serine/threonine kinase activity; ATP binding. Gene Ontology annotation, cellular component: plasma membrane; cytoplasm; nucleus. The record is from RefSeq and is a predicted model, not a curated record. NCBI's taxonomy places the organism in Eukaryota, Fungi, Ascomycota, Eurotiomycetes, Eurotiales, Aspergillaceae.